This is a messenger RNA of Oryzias melastigma (Indian medaka), 8657 nucleotides long. RefSeq names its product membrane-associated guanylate kinase, WW and PDZ domain-containing protein 2 (gene magixb). The record is from RefSeq and is a predicted model, not a curated record. Gene Ontology annotation, cellular component: cytoplasm. The transcript is spliced from 17 exons. Gene Ontology annotation, biological process: signal transduction. Gene Ontology annotation, molecular function: protein binding. Lineage: Eukaryota; Metazoa; Chordata; Actinopteri; Beloniformes; Adrianichthyidae. The coding region runs from base 314 to 4654 and encodes 1446 amino acids.
CUGGAAAUUAUGAGCGGCCGCCGUCAGAUUUGCCCAGCAGUGCGCGCGCGCGCGUGUCUCUGUCUGUGCGCGCACGUGCCUCUUUCUCUCCGCUCCCUCACUCUCCAGCACAGCUCUCAGAGAGCAUCACUAGUGGUCCAAAUCCCGAAUCCCGUCAGCCGCGCACAUCGUGUCUGACUUUCUGUGGGACCGGAGCCCUCUUCCUCCUCCUCCUCCUCCUCAUCCUCGCAUUCAUCCUUCAGACGCCGCCGCCGCUUCUGUUUGUCUCAUAUUUGUUGAAGUGCUGGCUCAUUCUUUAACCUCAGCCGGGUCAAUGUAUAUAGACGCGUUCAAACGGAUCCUCUUUGAAAGGCUGAACUGCUUGAAGAGAAUGUGCGUGUGUCAGCGGCAGGGCAGCUCGUUUGCCAUGUCUAAGACAGCAGGGAAGAAACUACACUGGCGCUCCAAAGUGCAAGACAGUUUUGUGCCGUUGUUCGGCACGUCGGAGCUCGGGAUUGCCAUCGGAGGAGGAGCAGAUUAUGGAGAGUUUCCUUUUGUCACUUCGGCUCCAGGGGGAGGCCUCACAGUGGGCGACAUCAUCCUAGAGAUUGGAGGAACACCAGUGCUGGGCAUGACUCUAGGAGACGUUCGUGGGGUCCUCAACUCUUGUCCGCAUCCUAUCCGUAUCAAAACAGUUUCACCAGGCUCCACAUUGUGCAAGGAUCUCAGGUUAUAUCUGAGCAAGUGCUUCACACCUGGUUCCGUAGACAGCCAGCUCCAGCAGGUGAUUAGAGAGAACCUUCUUCUUCGAGCAAUACCCUGUACGACCAGACAGCCCAGAGAUGGAGAAAUCUCAGGAGUAGAUUAUAACUUUGUUUCCAUCGAGGAGUUCUUCUCUUUGGAGGAGUCCGGGGCGCUUCUGGAAAGUGGAAAGUUCAAAGGGAAUUACUACGGCACACCUCGGCCCGUUCACGUAAGCGCAGAGAGCCCCCCCAUCACCUACCAGGAGCACCGCAACCUGCUCAGAAACUUCCGCACACGCAGCAAAUCGCUCAGCAACCUGGAGAAGGCUGCAGGGGAAGGACUACACAGUGAGGACGACGCAGGCCUGCCAGGAGACUCUGCAGGUGUCAUCCACAGCGUCCCCUUCGGUCACCGCUCCCCAGGCCGGCCUCGAGCGUCCAGCACCGGAGGAGAUGGCUACCCCUUAGAGAACGGGUUCAUCAGCAGCAAAAGUGGAGUCAGGAUCAGAGGGGUGAUGCCUGAUCACUGGGAGCAGGCCUUCAGCGACCCAGGAGAACCACUUUACAUAGAGCGAAGCCCAAAGAGAACCAGCUGGCAGAGCCCUCGACCCUCCAGCAGAGAGACCGACUACAGAAGUGAAUGGUUCACGGAUCAGCCCGAGGAGCUCCGAGGUUUCACCGUGCAUGCACCCUUGAUCAAAGGCCACAGAGGGUUUGGCUUCAACAUUGUGGGGGGCAGCAGACGGCGGGAGUUCCUGCAGGUCUACAGUGUGACCUCAAGUGGACCAUCUGCACUCAAAACAGGGGACAUUCUGGUGUACAUCAAUGACGCUUGCGUGCUGGGGCUGUCCCAUAAAGAGGCCGUAGAGAUGCUCAAGUCGGUGCCUGUGGGCCACAGCGUGGAUAUAGAGGUCCGAAGGGGAUACCCGCUGCUCUACAACCCGGAUGGCCGGCUCAAGCAGUCCCCACCGAGAAUGCUGGACAACAAGGACCCCAACCUACGGCCCACCACCACCCAGCCCCAGUCCCUUCAUCAUCUGCCCCGCCACCCAACGCCCACGCCCCAGACUCAGUACUUAAAUGGGCUCCACAGUAACGGAAGUUACAUGGAACCGGGUGUUGCUCUCGAUGCUAAUGGAAAUGCCACUGCUUUUGCUUCCAAACCGCCUCCCCCAUACAGACGCUCUAGCAUCACCAAUGCUGGCUGUUCCUCCCCGGCUCGGCCACCCCGGUCCCACAGAAGCUUAGCCAGGCUGCAGUCGCUUGACCCGACGCUGGCCAGCCAGAGCGACAGUGAAGUUGUCUCACACAGAGCAUCGGUCAUCCGUAACCACAACAACAACUCUCUGUCGACGCCGCCUCACCUUUUACGCUAUGGAACGUCAAAAUCAUCAGAAAGUGACCUGUCCACCUGCACACUGCCGGGGACUCGGCUGCCCAUGCCCGAAUCACCACACAGGCCCUCCUCUUCUCCUGGUGGCAGGGCUUACGCCCACCUCUUCAGGGGACACAGCUCCCAUCUCAGACCCCUCUCCAACCCGGAGAGCCCCCUCCAUCGCGGCGUGAAUGGUUUCCUCAGCAACACCAGCCCCACUGUCAGCCCCAGUAAUCUAUCCUCCCCUGGAGCCACAAGCCUGGGCAGCGGGUUCGGCGGUUUGAGCGGAGGAGAACUGGUUCCGGUGGCUCUGGCGCAGACGGAGGGAGACAGGGGCCUUGGGUUCAGCGUGACAGCCGGGGGUCCGGGUGGCCGGGUGACCGUGGUGGACAGAGUCUGGGACAGGAAGCAGUGCAACUCCCUUCAGCCAGGGGACGCUAUUGUGAAAAUCAACGGCGCUGAUGUCCAGAGUCUGAACUUUACACAGAUUGAUUCCAUUCUGCUGGAACAUGCCAAACAGGGAGAAGUAAUCCUGCUGGUUUACAGAGGAGGCAUCUAUCAUUCAUCGGUGUCCCCCGCUUCAAUUCGGAGACUCCCGCCUCCGCUUCUCCGGCCUCCUCCUCCGCCCGACGCCUCAGAAAGCUUCUCCGCUUACCCAGAAGCUUUGCCUUUGCCCCGCACGUCCAACAGCCCUGCUCCUUCCCCAACGCAUUCCUCGCUCAUCCAAAGCACCAGUUUCCUGGAGUCCAUCCCCGUCACCCUGACGAUGGACCCCAAGGACUGGAUCGACAUAGGUCUGGAGGACGAAGCCGCGGGCAUCUCGGUGCCUGACGCAAGUCUGGAAAAGAGAAGCGAACAAAGUCGACCUCUUCGAGGGCUUGAAGUGGUGCUGAGGAGGAAGCCGGGGGAAGGCUUCGGGUUUGUCAUCGCGUCUCAGGAUUUAGAGCAUGGCAAAGCAGCUUCUCUUCUUCCUCACCGCUUUGUGACCGUACGGCGGGGCAGUCCGGCUGCAAAGAGCGGCCAGAUUCGUCCUGGAGAUCGUUUGGAGGCUGUGGAGGGGCGCUCCGUGGUGACUUUGCCCCAUCGGGAACUUGCCCAGAUUCUCCGUCGAGCAGGGAACACUCUGCGUCUAACCAUCGUGCCCCGCACCAGCACCCACUCGACAAACUUUACAGAAGCCACUGACCAUGAACACAGAAGCAGAAGGGGGCAGAGGUCACGGCCAAAGCGUGACUCCAGGUAUUACAGCGUGGAUCUGGAUCGAGGCCCCUCGGGCUUUGGCUUCAGCCUGCGAGGUGGGAGUGAGUACAACAUGGGUCUCUACGUUCUGGGGCUGAUGGAGGGGGGGCCGGCCUCACGGAGCCAAAAGAUACAGGUGAGCGACCAGCUCGUAGAAAUCAACGGUAACAGUACGGCGGGAAUGACCCACAGCCAGGCUGUCGAGCAGAUCCGCAGAGGAGGCCAGCGGAUCCACCUGGUUCUCAAGAGAGGAAACGGUUACGUGCCUGACUAUGGCCGUGAACAGAGGAUCACCUCCCCCUCCCACAUCUACAACCCCAAGGAGCAGGGUUUGGCUGCAGUAAACUCCACUGGAAGGAGGGGGCGCAGUUCCCACCAGAUGAGGAGAAGCAGAUCAGCUGGAGACAAGAGGGAGAAAAGGUCGGAGGUGAGGAGCAGAAGGAGGCACGGGUCACUGAAAGGAGACCGCUCGGAUUUACACAGCCCCAUCUCCGAGCCGAGUGACCGAUCUCAUGAGUCCAGAGACAGAAGGAGGAGGAGAAAAAGGAGUUCGCACAGUUUACCUAGAGACCCCAACCAGAAAUAUGCCGACAGCGACGCAGAAAGGAGGACAGUGAGAGGGCGGAAACGGGACAGGGACAAGGGGAGGAGCAGAGGCCGAGAGGGGAGGAAGAGCAGGAGUGAGGAGAGGCAGAGGAGGGCAGAACGUGAGGAGUCUGAGCCGGAGGAGCGUUACUCACCCCCUGUUGAAGUGGAGAGGAGGUUGGAAGAGAGGGAGAACGAAGGGAAUUUUGAGACUGAAAAUAAAGGUAGUCUUCCCAUUCCAAGUCCCACUCGAAGACUUCCCGGCCUCGAGCCAAACUGGGAGCUGGAAAGCCGUGUAGAGUGGGACAUGGCUGCGGAGUACAGGGAGCUAGUGAGACAUGAAAACCAGCAGGCGGAGCAUGCGGAGUCCCUGGGUUAUGACAAAGGUGAAGAUGAAGAGGUAGAUGAAGACCAGUCCUUGACCUCUCAGAGGCCUUUACCAGGAGUUGCUGUGAAUUUGGCGGAGUCACAGAGAAAGCCCUUCUCCUUCCUCACCUCCACACUGUCUGUAGACCAGCUGGGGGAGGCCGACUCAGAGUCCGGAGACAGCCUGUCCGACGUCAGCCUGUCUGACGUCAGCACGUCGGCAGCUAGCAUCUCAGGGCUGUCUGUGGCCACCAGAGAGACGGGCAGGCCGAGGGCGGAGGCGCUGCCCGGCUUUUGGCUCAAACCCAGCGAGCAAAGGUUGGUUCAGUUUGCACCGGAGAACAGGCAGCCCAGGUCACCGUCAUAGCAGAGGAGAAGAAGAAGAAGAAGAAGCGUCAUCUCCUGACUUUUUCCUUGGAAACAGAGCAUGCGGCAGCUGCAUGAUACUGUGAUGUAUUAUGUCUCACUGUUAGACCUCUACUUGUUGUCUGCAACGAGCCACACACUUUCAAACUUUAUCUGAGUCACUUUGAUGUCAACAGUAGAAGUCCUACGUUGUGCCUUUACGCUGCCGAGCUCUAAAUGAUCCGAAAUUUUUAACUAAAAAAGAGUGAAAUCCUUCCCCAAAGUCUUCUUCCAGCUGGCUUUCUUUAAACAACACUUUGAUUUUUUUUUUAUCUGCUUCCCUUUUCACAAUCACACAUUCGCUUCUGACCAGAUCAUUUACCGCCCUCUCUAUAUACCUCAUGACAAUGCUGAGCAAUAAUAAUGCAACCAUUUGUGAUUCAUCCAUAUCCAACUGGACUGCUGCACUACGACCUGUUCUGAGUGGAGUCCGUGUAACGUUUGUACAGUAUCCUCUUUGUCUUACUGUCAGGAUCUUUGGUUGUGACGAUCCAAAUCCCCUUCAGAUCCAGGUGUGCAAUCUGUAAAAGUACCAGGCCAUAUUGUACAUAGUCUAUUUAAAGAAGCCCUAAUUUGUAUAAUUGUAUUGUAAUACACCAUAUUAAGUCUAAAUAUUUUAAUAUAUGCAGUAUACCUACAUAUUACAAAGUGUUAACCUAUCAAAUUAUUUAUUAUUGUGUGAUGAGUGUGAAAAUUGGUACUUGGCUUUUGCGAAGGCUCAAACUGUGAUCACAGAACCCCGUUUCCAGUCCAGUUGGUACAGGUUUCUAAAAAGCGACGAAAUCCUAAAUCUGCAGCUUGAUUUGUUUUGUCGUCAUCUACGGGGAGAAUGAUUUUCACUGUCACUCACCGACCUCAGUGGGCUUGCCAAUUACAGCCAAAAUUGCUGCAAUCUGCAGAUCAUUUGGUAGCAGACGAGGUUGUCAGGAGUUGAAAGGAAGACAAAAGGUCACGGCUUGCCAAUAAAACGUAGAUGAAUCAGCUUUUUUUAAUUGUUUUCCAUAUAUACUAUUAAAAACCUGGAUGAGGAAUAUAAGAUCAAGAUGAAGUUGAUUUCUUUAUGGAAACUGAGUAAUGACCAUACUGGGGUCUAAACUCAUGACCUGCUGGUUGUGAUGUAAAAAGACGACUUGAGUCCGGAGAAGGUCAGAAAUCAUUGGAAGAAAAGUGUCCUUUAAUAACAAGAAAUCCUGCUACUGCAGAAAUAUGAGCUCAAGAGAAGCAUCAGGCUAAACAUGUAACACUGUGCAAUGAAAUAUUUAUCAAAUCACUAGAAUUAUAAUGUACAGAUGCAUACAAGUAACACAGAAAUAUGUUCUGGAACUUUUAACAUUAGAAUGAUCAUUUUUCCCAGUAAAAUCUGUGGAUUUUAUGCAAGAUUGUAAAAUAAAAUAUUAUAAAAAUGGCUGUAAAGUUGCAAAAAAGACUACAGCAGAUGUUCUCAUCUAAAAGCAAUUGUAUUAAUCAGUAAACUACAGUAUAAUGGGGUCACUUAAACAAAAGUAUACACAGAGACAUUGCCCUUUAGUCUGUCCUGACUGACUUGUAAAUUGAUCUGCUCUGUUCCCAUCAAUAACUGAUAAGGUGAGAAGUAUUUUAUUUAUCUCUCUUAGCCUCAUUUUCCUUCACUGAUGAAGGAUCAUAUAUAGUUGACAUUGUGAUACAUGCUGAUCAAUGAUGGAUAAAUAAUGGAUUCAAACAUGUCCUGACUUUAAUUUGAUUUGAUUUGUUGGUUUAUUUUAAGCAUUAGUUGUAGAUAAUACAACAAGAAACCACACAGACAUAUCCAACUCAUUUCAGAAAUAAAUUAUUUAAAAAAUAAUGAAAAUGUAAGAAGAUUAUAAGAAAUUGUAAAUGGAAUUUUUUGCAUUAGUGCAUCCAUUACACACCGAGGUCACAUUUGAUUCUUUAUAUAUAGGGAUUAUUAACUAAAAUCAAAAUGAGUUUGAUUUAUCGCUUAUAUAGAAGUGAGAAGAAGUAUAUAAUCUCACCUCUAUUGAGUUUUUUUCCUUUUAUAAUUUUGCAUAAUUGUUAUGUGGUUCUUAAUAGAUCCGAUUUUUUUUUUUUUAUUUAUCAAGUAGCAAAAUAUUCUGAUUAUUCUAUGAAAAUAUUCUUCCACAAUUUCAGUAAAAAACAACACGAAUCACAUUUCAUGUUAUAGAUAUGUCAUUGAUUUAUUGGUUUAGCACAUUUCUACACUGGGAUCCUCCUAGAACCCGUUCUCAGCUACUGUUGGGCAAAGGCGGGGUACACUUUCAACACACCGCCAGUCUGCUGCACUCACACAUGCACGUCUCGGGGCAAUUCAGAGAUGCCAAUUAACCUAUGGAGCAUGUUUUUGGACGUGGAGAAAUUGCAAACUCCACACAGAAAGGUCCCAACUGGGCUUCAAACCAAGACCUACGCUGUGAGGAGACAGUGCUAACCACUGCACCAACCCUAGAAGCAAAAUUAAUUUACUAAAUAAGACACUAACUUCUUUUUUCCCCUGCAGACACAUAAAUAUUAGUAUUUUUAAGGACAUUUGAAGAAGUGGAUUCCUCUGCAGUGUUAUUGUAGUGACAUGCACUUUGUCUUUUAUAUUAAUAUUGCAUAAAUAUAUUUGUUUUUUGUUUUUUUCUUAAGUGUUGGCCUUGUUUCUUGAGCAGAACACUUAUAUGCACAGGACAUGGAGCUCAAUUUAAGUGCAUUUAGCACCUCUGUUACCUUGUGGUCAGCUAAUUGUGGAAUGAUUUGUCCAGUUUGAGACGAAUUAAAACAAUAUUUAAUUUUCCUUUUUGCCCACACAUAAAGGCUGUAGUUGACAAACUUUAAAUGAAGUCGGUGAGUGAAAACACUUUUAAAAUAUCACUUUCCUCUCACUCGUUUGCUUACGGAACAAAUCAAAGAUUUACAUUUUGUUGUAUUUUAGACACCUUACCUAAUCUUGCUGCAAACGGGGCUCGUCGUGCAGUACCUGUCCUCGUCAUUAUCAAACGUUUUUGCUGCUCGAGUGUGGUUUUUGGAUGCUCCAUGUUUGGGAUGCCAAUCACAUGCAUACUUCUGCUUCUGUUCAUCUUUGUGUGUGUGUGUGUGUGCGUGCGUGUGGGGUCAGAACAAAACCACUAUCUCGAUUCAAGAGAGUGCUGUGCUCAUUGUGCCACGUACAGUUGCCUUGGUAACAAACCAGUUUAUCCUAACCACUGAUUUUUCUUACUGUGAAAACCUUUGCUCCAGGGUGUCUAAUAGUAGAUAUAGAUAGGCUGUUUCGUAAUUUCAGCCAAAUAAAGGGUCCUUACUUCAAAUCUGCAGCAGCAAAAUCGAAAAGUUCUGAACUCUCAUAAGACGAUAUAGCACAUCCUUUCUUUUUUUCUCUCUUAUUUUUAUGUUAUAUAAAUAUACAAAUCUAUAAAAAGGAAUAGGCAUUAUACAGGAUGGAUGCUAUGAGAUGUUAUUUUUCUAUGAAAUUAUCUUUUUUUGAUAUACUCAGGUUUUCUGAUACUUUGCUCUAGAUAAGCCAUUAAGAGAAAGAUGAAGCUACGGUGACUUUCCAUCAUUUUCACGGCACAAAGUGGGUUCCUAUUAUUUCCGAGUCAAAGCAAUAUCAUGCUGAUUCGUUCUGGCAGCACUGAGAGACACAGACUGUUAUUUACUUCAUCUGCAACAACCCGCUAAACCAAAUUAAAGAUGUGGAGUGCCCGGUCCAUUUGUUUGCAUUGCCGUGCUGCCCAGAAAAAGCAGGGCGUUGACUCGACGAGCAACCGCCUAUAUGGCCAUACAUGGCAGCCUAUAGAAUUUGAAAGACUUAUUUUAUAACAUUUGCUAAUCUUCUUUUAUUAAACUUUGAUUUCUUAAAGAAGGAUGUUUGGCUGAACUGUAAAGUGCAAAUAAAGUGCUGAACCAAUGCUUUGUUGUCGUCAUGGAUUCCUUGUAUUUCUGCUGUUGAAACACCACAAGAAAUAAAGGACAGCAGAUGGCAGCAAAAA